Molecule: messenger RNA, 948 nt
Organism: Perkinsus marinus ATCC 50983
Lineage: Eukaryota; Perkinsozoa; Perkinsida; Perkinsidae
Product: CDC14 phosphatase,, putative
Exons: 7
Coding region: 1-948 (315 amino acids)
Biological process (GO): microtubule cytoskeleton organization; positive regulation of cytokinesis; protein dephosphorylation
Molecular function (GO): protein tyrosine/serine/threonine phosphatase activity
Source: RefSeq, a predicted model, not a curated record
AUGAGUACCAAGUUCUGGGUAAAGAAUUUGGACCUUAUGACCUUGCCCUUACCCAUAGGUAGGUACAUUUCUGACGUUUGCGGCUUGCUCGACACUGGUCGUCGAGUUGUUCAUUUCUGUGCUUCUAAGAACAGCUUCCGAGCGGCCUCAGCUUGUCUAGCCUCCCUGUGUAUCACGUACCGAGGAGAUGUCACUGGCGCUCAAGCAGCCCAAUACUUCAACAAUAUCAGAUUGGAGCCCUUCCGGGAUGCGAAUCUUGGGGCGUCCAGUUUUGACCUUACCCUUGAACAUGUGUGUGGUGGGUUCGAGUUUGCUGUACGCGAAGGUUGGUUCGAUUUGGAGACGUUUGACCGGAAGGCAUGGGAGCACUACCAACAACUUCCAAAUGGCGAUAUGAACUGGAUUGUCCCGGCUAGGAUUCUAGCUUUUGCUGGUCCCAGCGACACUCUUGUGGAUGAGCAGGGCCAGGAAGUAUGCCAUCCAGACCUCUACGUGAAGACUUUUUCAACGCCCGACUUUGGUGUCUCCACUGUGGUGAGGCUCAAUGAGCGAAGAUACUCCCCUGACUUUUUCACUCAACACGGAAUAAGGCACUAUGAUCUCAACUUCGAGGAUGGCUCAUGCCCUUCCGAUGAAGUAGUGAAGCGUUUCUUCGCAAUAGUCGACUCUUCUGAAGGCGCGGUAGCAGUGCAUUGCAAGGCAGGUCUUGGUCGAACUGGAACUCUUAUUGGUCUGUGGGCGAUGCGUGAGUACGGUCUCACAGCUCCCCAGUUCAUUGGAUGGUGUCGAUUGUGUCGGCCUGGCUCCAUACUCGGACCACAACAGGCUUAUCUCCUCGAGAUGGAGGCGUAUUGUCAUAGUGGUAGAGCCUCUCCUCAUAACCCUCAGUGGGUCAAGCUGGGCAGCGAGUCUUCUAUUGGACGGUGGGCCGUAUUUCGUGGCGCGUGA